Molecule: messenger RNA, 2298 nt
Organism: Anopheles darlingi
Lineage: Eukaryota; Metazoa; Arthropoda; Insecta; Diptera; Culicidae
Gene: RanGAP
Product: ran GTPase-activating protein
Exons: 3
Coding region: 93-1850 (585 amino acids)
Biological process (GO): nucleocytoplasmic transport; signal transduction; activation of GTPase activity
Cellular component (GO): perinuclear region of cytoplasm; cytosol; nucleus
Molecular function (GO): GTPase activator activity; small GTPase binding
Source: RefSeq, a predicted model, not a curated record
GCGCCGCUGCUCUUCCGCGGUUUUUACAGAUCCACGGUUUUCACAGAUUUUUUCGCGGUUUUCACAGUUCGCCCGGUAUUUAAAGGGGAAAAAUGGCCUUAGCCUUCGAUUUCGGUUCGAUUACAAAUGUACUUUCCGAUCUUGAUCAGUCCGGCGUCCGUUGGGUUGGAAAGGCGUCGAAAUGGGGAACUGCCGCCGAAGCCCAAGGCCUUAUCGAUGCCAUCGAUCGUUGUAAAAUUCUUCGCUUCCUGAAUCUCGAAGGAAACACACUUGGCGUUGAAGCCGCUGGCGCAAUCGCCAAAGCGUUGGAAAAGCAUCCGGAGCUGCAGCAAGCACUCUGGAAAGAUCUGUUCACAGGACGCAUGAAGGAAGAGAUUCCGAUCGCCCUGAAGGCACUUGGACAGGGAAUGAUAACAGCGGGUGCACAGCUAACCGUGCUCGAUUGCUCGGACAACGCACUUGGUCCGAAUGGGAUGGUCGGUUUAGUAGAUCUACUCAAGAGCGCCACUUGCUAUUCGCUAAAGGAACUGAAGUUGAACAAUUGCGGCUUGGGCAUCGAGGGCGGCACCAUGCUGGCAAAGGCCUUACUUGAAGGACAUGCCGGUAGCAAGGCUACCGGUAAACCACUAGCUCUCAAGGUGUUCAUUGCAGGCCGUAACCGGUUGGAGAAUGCUGGAGCAAAAGCACUGUCAGAAAUGUUCGCCACAAUUGGAACGCUCGAGCAAAUUGAAAUGCCACAAAACGGAAUUUACCACCCGGGCAUCACGGCCCUAUCGGAAGCGUUCAAAGGGAAUCCGAAUCUUCGUAUUUUAAAUUUGAACGACAACACCAUCGGACCGCGUGGUGCGGCUGCACUAGCCGAUGCCUUGGUGUACCUGCAGCAACUACGAGAGAUAAAUUUCGGCGAUUGUUUGCUGAAAACGCGAGGUGCCCUACUGAUCGGAGAAGCUCUUCACGAAGAACAUUUGCAGAUCGAGCUUCUAGACUUCGGUUUCAAUGAGAUAGGACCAGAAGGUGGACUGGCGUUAGUGAACGCUGCCGCCAACAAGGAAAGGCUUCGAUCGAUUGUUUUAAAUGGGAAUGCAUUCGGCGAUGAAUGUUGCGAACAAAUGAUAGAAUUAAUGGACGACUAUGGGCGAGCGGAUGCUUUCGGGCCGCUUGAUGAAGAUGCAGGAGAUAAUGAAGAAGAUGAUGAAGACGAAGAUGAAGAGGUCAGCGAAGAAGAGGAGGAGGAAGAAGAGCCGAACGAAGACGAGGAUAAUGAUGAGACCGAUGAGGAAACUGCCGAAGGAUAUGAUGAUGAACAACCUCACGAAGACGAAGAUGAGGAGUCAUUAUUGAUUCGCCGACGAGAUCACACCGUCAACGAUACAUCGACUGUUUCUAUCGACCUGGAUGCAACGAUACCCAAUACCAUUGAAUCGUUCUGUCACGUCAAUUUCCCCACGGAAACGAUGUUUCUUAGCCUUCCUGAUACCGAUCUGGCAGCCGGGUUUCGAGAAUAUCUUGCUGAGGCCACAGCGCAGAAUAAUGACUAUCUGACACACGUGGCAUUCACGAUUUUGAAAUGCUCAGAGUUGGCUGAACAACAUCCAAAGGCUUUGGCGGUUGCGAUCGCACUAUACCAUGAUGCAUUUGACUACGCUAGGGCCAACCAAAAAAUGACGAAACUGCGGGACUUUAUUUUAAUACAGCUCGGGUUGCUCAAGAGCGAAGAACCCUACAAACCGACAUACAAUGUGCAGAGCUGUCGGUAUGCUCUCCGUAUGGCACUUGACCAACAGGUUGUUCCGGAAGAGGAGCAGAUGAUCUUUCGCACAUUCCUCGAUCGCAUUGGGCAAAAUGAAUGAAGAGAUGAUUUAAUGGAGGAUGAUUAUCUUUGUAAAUCGCAAACUUUUUAUUAGUAUUUAAUGUUACUCGAAAUAAAACAAAUAUCACUAGAAACGCAGAAGUCUGUACUAUGGCACUAGGAUGAUUUGCAAGAGAAAAAUAAAACCAAAAACAAAGCCCUCAUAUCCAAUUAUUGCUUCAUAGUAUUCCAGCAAACCCUCGGCAAAUAAAUUGUUGGUUUUGGAUCUGAUGUUCUAUGCUCUCCACCGAUAGAUAGUGAGGCCAUCUAUUGAUAUCUUCGGCGUAGCUUAACCAUGCUACUAUAUCGAACGGUUAGUGCUUGAGUAGUAGUAUCAUAAAACAGGUAAGUUGUUGUGCAGUAAGAGACUGGUUGCGAGGCUCGGCGUAACUCAAUGACACAACGGUUGAAUGUUCUGAUUUGUACUCAGCAGGUCGUUGGAACGCACC